Lindgomyces ingoldianus is the source of this 735-nucleotide messenger RNA. RefSeq lists its product as uncharacterized. The coding region runs from base 1 to 735 and encodes 244 amino acids. The transcript has a single exon. NCBI's taxonomy places the organism in Eukaryota, Fungi, Ascomycota, Dothideomycetes, Pleosporales, Lindgomycetaceae. The record is from RefSeq and is a predicted model, not a curated record.
AUGGCUUUCACGCCCGUCGUCCUCUGGCCCUUGACGCUUGCCGCUCUGCUGAAUUACGCUCUCACCACACAGUCCACUACCACCCUCACCACCCUCAUCAUUUGUUCUAGUCGCGAGGCAUUCCUCCAGGCCCUCUUGCACACAGCCCAACGUCAGGAAAGUAAAGAAGCAGAUAGCCUCCAGCAACUCAUCACCCCGACCCUGCAUAAUCUAUUCACCACACAGAACGUCAAUGUUGCCUUCUGUGGGUCAGUCCAGACACUGUUGGCCCACUUAUCAGCGCUAAAGCUCACGCCAUGUUGCGGCAUUGAUGGAGAAAGGAGUGCUUUGAGACUGGUGCUUGUCAAUCCUCUCGCCCUCCACGCGCCGACCCCGUCAUACUCAGCACAAGGGCUGUCGCGGACGUUUGCUGCUGCCGUUGAGACGGCCUUCAACCUCAAUGCCGAGCUUAUGGUAGUAGAAUGUCUGGGAAUGAGGAGAGAAGACCGUCUCUACGACGAGGAUGAUCUGGAUGCUGCGAUGGCGGAUGCAGAGGAGGGGGGGCGGUCCGAGGCCAACGAAGAGGAUCCAUGGAACCAAGAGGUGCCCAUCCUAAACGUCUCUGCAAGGAGAUUUGGCUCGGGAACGGGCGAACGAGCAUGGGCUGGUAGGACUAUCAAGGCAAGGAGAGUCGCUGGGAGAUGGUUUCGAUUCCAGCAGACUGAAGGCCUGCAAGAUCCGGGGGGAGCAGCGUAA